Cladocopium goreaui is the source of this 2250-nucleotide messenger RNA. The record is from the annotation of a GenBank genome assembly. NCBI's taxonomy places the organism in Eukaryota, Dinophyceae, Suessiales, Symbiodiniaceae.
UUACUUGCCGUUGGUGUGCUCAACAAGCCAUUUUGCAACAGCCCCUGGGCCCCCUGCGCGGCUGCUGGUUGAAACCUGUGCAUUUUGGCAAGGGAGACGUGAUGUCCAACAUGGAGGGCGAUGCGGGUGACGAGCGACACCGACGAUCCAGCGUAGCGCAUAUGAGGUUGAAGACUGUUCGCCAGACCAUUUCGCUCAGAGGACGUUCAUUCUCAGAAGCAGAUGGGCAAUCACAAGGCAGCAGCAGUAGCACCAAGAGCAGAUCGCUGCAGAAUCGCCCUGUCCUGCGUUUGCUGGCAGAACUGGCUGAAAGCCAUGACAGCCUCCUCAGCAGAGGUGCUGGGGACUCCACGAGCGCCCUCUACUUUGCCUCAGUCGUUGUGGCAGCGAUAUCUUCUUUGCUUGGCGGGCAACGUCAAGGCUUCAAGGCAUCAUGGUCUUUGGGACUCAUACAGAUGCUUCUCUUUUGGUUGCUUGGUACACGCUGUGCCAACUUGCUGGUUCAGAAUUGGAAGCGCCUUCCAAUCCCGGCAGCUGCAGAUGGGACCAGCUUUGCCAUCCUCGCAGCUUUGAGAUCCUCAUUGGAUGGCCUGGGUGGACCUUUGUCAACCGCGCUCUUGUUGGCAUGUCGCCAUUGGAUAGGUGCUACGGAUGUGCAGCUGGAAGGUUUGGCCUUCGUUUUGCCCGUGCUUCGUGACGCGUCGCUGUUGCUGCUGCUGAAUCGCGUGCUGAGAGCUGGGCAAACUGCGGCAGAGUUGAUGUACAGCAGUCGCAUCCUCUCGACGCAAAGACGAGAACUGUGGCAAAACACCCGUGAGAGAAGAGUAAUCGCUUGCCUUUUGGCGCAUGUCAUGGAUGCCCGCAAUGGAGACGAACCGGCAGCUGCCGCUGUGGAGCCCUUGGAUGCUAAUGCACCCUUGGCCUUUGAACGUGCCUGUGCCGAGCUCAUUACUGCGGGUAGCCCAGGCUCAGAUCUUUGGCUUGGCAUGGUGAAACUUUCGGAGGAACCAUCGGAGGAGUCAGAGAGCUCCGCAUCUGAAGAGCACAGCCCGACUCGUCGAGGACAAGCAGACAUUCUCCGGCAAGAAGGCAUUCUAUGCGAGCCAAAGAAGGUGGAAAAAGGUGCUACUGCCUUGUUCCGGAGCCUUGUCCCUGAGGGACGUUUGAGCUUUGCCCAGUUGACUGCCAAACUGCAAGAUGGAGCAGAGAGUGAGCGUUUUUGGCAGCUGUUGGAAGCACUGGAUGCACCUGCCAACUUUAAAAGGCCUCGACCGCAUCGCGCAUUGUCACGUGCAAACACGGCACCGAUUGAUGAAGCUUCGCCGACGCCAAAAUCGCGCCGGUUGGGACAUACAAAGUCCAGCGGUCACAUCGAGAUCAGCGUCGGUCAGGAUGCCUUUGUGCAACUGGUUGUCUCUACCUACAAAGACUCUGCACGUUUGGUAUCAAAUGUUGGCGAGCACUCAGCCAUAUUCGCGCUCUUCUGCAGCGUUCUCCGCUUGUGUCGUCUGCUGGUCGUGAGCAUCGUGGCGUUGGGGCGCUUCGCCCCGGCAUCGCUGAUGCAGACCCUGUCCUGGCUAAUCUCAUCGGUUCUGUUGGCAGUUUCUUUUGCAUGGGGCCCUGUACUACUGGACGUGAUGCAGUCGUUGGUUUUGCUGCUUCACGUGUGUCCCUUCGACACGGGUGACCGCAUCGUUUUCCGUGGACAAGUCCUUGUCGUUGCACACAUCAAGUUGCUGAACACCGUCUUUCGCGACGUCUAUGAUGAGGAAAUCUACAUUCGCAAUGCUGCACUGUACGCGGGCGAUGGCAUCAUCAAUCUUCGCCGAUCUGGGCCUGCAUAUGUGGCAAUCACUUUGGUGAUACCUUUGAAAUUUGCCAAGAAGGAGAUCUUCAAAGCCUUGACGGUAGCAGCGAAGAACUAUGCGAUGUCGCAUCAGGAGACAUGGCGGGAACAAAUCACCUGUGGAUUUUUUCCCACAGAGCAAGGCGCUGGCGGCGUGGAGGUUCAUAUGGAGUCCUUCCCCUCGCAAGCCUUGCGCUGGCGGGUUGGGGUUUCGCAUCAACUCUCCAAACUUCAUUCAGCACAGGUCAGAAGUGAUGCCUCACUGUUUCUGACCGAACUCAUUGAGGAAGCUGCGAAGUUGGGCAUUGAAUGGCCAAGUUCUCUGCAGCCUGGGACCAUCGAGGAACCUGCGUAGAAAACGGCGCAAAGCGUCGAAAUGGGGAUGGGUCAAAAGGUCAAGCCCU